Cyprinus carpio (common carp) is the source of this 1339-nucleotide messenger RNA. RefSeq names its product transmembrane protein 199-like. Gene Ontology annotation, biological process: vacuolar proton-transporting V-type ATPase complex assembly. The coding region runs from base 305 to 892 and encodes 195 amino acids. The record is from RefSeq and is a predicted model, not a curated record. Gene Ontology annotation, cellular component: endomembrane system. Lineage: Eukaryota; Metazoa; Chordata; Actinopteri; Cypriniformes; Cyprinidae. The transcript is spliced from 7 exons.
UGUUUUUGAUUCUUGAACAAGAGCUUAAAAUAUAUCCAAAGCGAAUCUAUUUACAAAUAUCAUAUAAAAAUAAUAGACUUUAUUUUUAAAGCAUCAUUUUAAAAACUGCAUUUAAGAGAAAACAUUUGAACAAAAACCUAUCUUGCGCCUCAAUCUAAAAGGCCGAGUAUCUUCCUUGACACUAGGUGGCGCUGUGCGAUUGUGCAGUUAGUUUGCAACGGGCGUAAAAACAACACACUGAAGAAGAAAUCAGCUGAUUUCUUUUACUGUCUAUGGCUGAUAUACAGCAGGCGUCUUUGUUACCAUGGCUUCUUCGUUUAAAAUCGGAGAGAGAUUUCGGGAGAGUGCGAGAGAGUUGCUGGAGGAAGAACCCGCCGUUUCAGAAGAGCUGAAGGAAGAACUGAAGGCUCUGACAGAUCAGUCCAUCGUACCAUUCAAGACUGUAAGAAAACUACACAGGCUUCUUCGAGAAAAUGGACAUCCAGUGUAUCUUCAUGAACUGUUUGAGGACAGCACCCUUCAUCUUCCAGAAGUUAUCACACCUCCAAGAAACCCCCAGUUGGUUGCCCGCUUAGAAAAAAUUAAAGCAAAACUUGCCAAUGAAGAAUAUAAGAGAAUGACACGGAAUGUAAAUCCACAGGAAAUGAAUCAUCACGGAACUUUAGCAGAUUUUGGGCGACAAGUGCGUUCCGUGAAGGCAGUUGUUGUUACUGUAUUCAACUUCCUGGUAACUGUAGUUGCAGCAUUUGCCUGUUCAUACCUGGGCAGCCAGUACAUCUUCACCGAGACGACAGCGAGAGUAAUAGCUGCAGUGAUCGCAGCAUCUGUUGUUGGUCUUGCUGAGCUUUAUGUUCUGGUCCGGACUAUGGAGGGAGAACUUGGAGAGCCCUGAUACCAACUAAAAUCAUCCAAUAUUGCAAUAUUUCUAUAUUUGCUUGUGUCAUCAUUAAUGUUUUUUUUUUACUAUACAGCUUUGUUUUUCUCCAAAUCAAAAUGUUUUGUAAUAUUAAGUAAAAAGGCUUCAUUUACACUAAAAUGCCCAAGAUUAGAAUUAAUCAGACAGCUGUGAAUUAAUCGAAAGAUUAAUUAAUCAGUUAAGUGGUUUAGGAAACCACUUCUUUGAUGUCAAGACACUAGGCUGUACAUUAUGAUCAUGUUUAUCUUUGUUCAUAUUUACUUGGAUGUCCUCUACAGGAGUGUUAUUCCUUGCUUCACUUAUAACUAAGAAACGUGACUGUAAAUGGUCUGUGCUUUGAUGUUUAUUGUGAUUGUUACUGACUCACAAGAUGUUGUGUCUUUUUAACAAGAAAAUAAUAAUAAAAACUAAGUUGACUCAAAA